AUGAGAGCCAGGGUGGCUGGCAGGCCGGGCGGCAGUUGUGGGGCCGGGCGGAGGCGGCAGGGGCUAGGGACAGCGGUGACGAGAUCGGGGAGCAGCGGCGGUGCCAGGUGGAGUAGCUGGGUCGGGUGGCAGGGCCGGGGUGCAGGUGAGAAGGCCGGCAAUGGGGGUCAGGAAGCGGCUGGUGAAGGCGGGCGAAGCCACUGGUUGCAUGGAGGCCGGCAGGGGGCCGGAGGAACAGUGGCAGGGGCCGGCGGGGGUCGGGGAAAGCUGCCGGUGGGGGCCGGAACAGAGCUGGCGAAGGCUGUACGGGGCCUGCAGCAUGGCAAGGGCUCCAUGGGCCAUAUGGCCUGGAUCUAA
Cryptomeria japonica (Japanese cedar) is the source of this 357-nucleotide messenger RNA. RefSeq lists its product as uncharacterized. The record is from RefSeq and is a predicted model, not a curated record. Lineage: Eukaryota; Viridiplantae; Streptophyta; Pinopsida; Cupressales; Cupressaceae. The transcript has 3 exons. Bases 1 to 357 code for a protein of 118 amino acids.